Messenger RNA from Cylicostephanus goldi, 449 nucleotides. Lineage: Eukaryota; Metazoa; Nematoda; Chromadorea; Rhabditida; Strongylidae. The record is from the annotation of a GenBank genome assembly.
AUGAUACUUCGACACAUUCGAAUCGUGACCGCAGCCGUUCUCGUUCACGCGAUCGCAGAGAACGUAGAGAACGCCGGAGACGAUCGCGGUCUGGAGAUCGUGAUCGUCACAGAAGACAUAGAAGUCGAUCCAGAAGACGUAGUAGAUCGAGGGAUAGGAAACGGUCAAGAAGUAGAAGUAAAGGACGCUCGCGAGAUCGCUCUCGAGAUCACUCGUCGCCGGUUGUUACUGCCUGAAGUUGCGUUAGCUGGAAUAGCUGGAGCGGAUGGAGUUCCAGGCAGUGAGAAUGCACUGACAGAAAGGAAGCGCGAGAGGAAGUCACGUUGGUCGGUGACUAAAAGUUUUGUACCAGGAAUGCCCACAAUUUUGCCGUCCAACUUGACGGACGAUCAGAGGACCGCAUAUCUUCGUGAGUAUUAUACAUAUUUUUUCUCAUUUCUUUGGUAAAA